AUGGCACGCCUUCGACCAUCGGCUCGUCGUGGUUUCUCCGGUGGAGGUGGAGGUGGCGGCGCUGGUGGUAUUUUACUACUCUGGACGACUUCAGGCAUACUGACAGUGAUGCUAGUGAUGAGGCUGCUUCUUGCAACGGAGAAGAGAACGAGGAAACUGCUACAGUGUCGGCGUCAAAGCGUUUGGCACGAUAGGAGAGCUAUCAUGCCGCGAGGAGCCUGCAGUCACACAUUCACCAAAUGGGAUGUCAAGGACGAUGGAGAACGAGGACAGGAACCAAGAAAACUCAGCACAAAGUCGGCCGAACUGAGCUCACGAAGAGAUGAGGAUGAGUGGGAACGGUUGAUUUGCUUGCAGUGCGCAACACCUAUCACCGUAUCACAGUUCUCCAAUCACAGACAAGAGUAG
Necator americanus (New World hookworm) is the source of this 408-nucleotide messenger RNA. RefSeq lists its product as uncharacterized. Lineage: Eukaryota; Metazoa; Nematoda; Chromadorea; Rhabditida; Ancylostomatidae. The record is from RefSeq and is a predicted model, not a curated record. The transcript has a single exon. Bases 1 to 408 code for a protein of 135 amino acids.